GUUUGAGAUGAAGAGCGGCUCCUCCAUCACUACGCAGGGCUACAACUCCGCGCUCUGCCCGCCUGUCCAGCGGUCCAGUGCCGCAGCUCCCACGGGCUGCACUGUGGAGAAGCGGACCUGCAUCCUAAAGCCAAGCGGUGUUUUUCCCCCCCUCUUUCUCUCUCUCUCCCUCACUCUCUCGGUUUUUAUCCUCCACCUCAUUGCAGUCUUAUCACGUCCCCCCCACCACCACCACCACCACCUCUCUCCUCUCCUCUCUCUCUCUUGCUCUCGUCCCCCCCACCACCACCUCUCCUCUUCCACCUCCCUCCCUCCCCAUCCGCCUGAGCCGCUACAGGAGAGGGAGAGAGAGAGGGAGAAGAGUGCGGCUGAAUGUGAACGACAUGUCGACAGUCAGCCUCUAAAGUGUUUUCUCGGUCGUUCCCUAAUUCUUUGGCGGCGGACUGAGUGAGUAUUGCCCGCAUCCCGGCUCUGCGAAGCGUCGCUGUGUGGAUCAGAAAGGCUGGUGGGGAGAGACAGACAAUGGGGAGUGCAAUUGGAUUGCGUUACUCUGCCAAGGAUUUUCAUACAUAGCCUGGUAAAUGUCUUAAUAGGUUCUGUUAAUGACUAGCCUGUUUAAUUAGUCAUGCUUUAAUUCUACUAACUAUCACAUUGUGUGUGGUGUAAUGUUAGGGGCUAAUUGAUCUUCUUAAGAGGGGCUGUGGGCUAUCCAGGCUGUUAUAGCCCCCUCUUACAUUUGAUCUGUGAUGCUGCUUGCUUGCUUGCUUGCCUUGAUAGUGCGGCUCUGUGUUGGGAGCAGGGGCCCAUGUAAAAAGCUCAGAGUGAAGCUCGGUGAGGCUCCGGACAGAGAGGACGGUGGGGUAGACACUGGAAUUAUGUGACAUGAAUAAUAUGCCGAAGAAUAAGCAGUGACCGUCAUCUGUGGUCCGCUUGCGUCAGUGUGCAGGUCUAGAGGAGAAAGGAGGGAUAAAAAAAUAAAAAAAAGUCAGAGAGACUUAAGAAAGACAAGGAAGGAAGCCACACCUGUGUCAGGCCUGUUUGCAGAUGGACAGACAGACAGUUUAAGAUUCUGCUGUGCUGAGUCCUUUCCUUUCUUGUUACCAUAAUGAUGCAGAGCUAUGCUGACUCGUCCACUCGGCUGAUUGGAGAAAGGAGGCUCGAGUGUUGACUGUGUUUCUUCUGAUUAAGGAGGGAUGGCCGUCCACCAAAGCAGAAUCUAACAGGAGGGAUCCCAGUGGGCUAUCUGGACUGAGUAUUGAUCUCCCUCAUACAGGGGGGGCUUCAGGCCCGGCCAUAAACAAUGCAUUUUCUCUGACGAAGACGAAGACCCUCUGGGACUGUGAAUGGCUUGUAUUAUGUAUCGUAUUCCGAUUUUUCACACACUAUCGAGCAACUUGGCCCAGAUUAUCCCGUGUUCUACGGAUGUUUUUGAACAGUUAGUUAAGCCAGGGGGGAAAACACGAUAUUCGCCUCGUCUUUUUUUCCACUCUUGGACUGUCCAGCAAGUAUUGCAGUAUUAUCCCGGAUUGUUACGAAAGCACACACUCAUCUACACGUGUCUCACUACCUGCUCCUGUACUUGGCAGGCGAUAAAAGCACACUUUUUUUUUAGAUAUGGUUUGACCUUUCUUGCUUUGUUUCCAGCUUUCUCUCUCUCUCACACACACACAUAACUUGGCUCCGGCUCUGCUUUCUCUGUGAGGCGGGUGUACAUUGUGUGCAGGGCGAGAGGAGGGCUUUGAUGUAAUCAAUAUCAGAUUUCAGCUGUUUCACUGUGAGCUCUCAUCCUGAGUGGCAGCCUUGACUGACUUCUUAGCGCUUAUGCAAUCCCACUCCUCUCUCCCUCUCUCUUUCUCACACUUCCACCUCGCCCCGUUUCCUCUCCCCUCUGUACCCACUCUCUGCCCAUUACUCUUCCUUUAUCUGUCUGUCUCCUCUUCCUCACUCCAUUCCUUCACCUUGUUCCCAUUUCUCCCUCCUCCUCUUCCUCCUCCUACUCGCAUUUCCAGCUCUCCCUUUCGUCAUAAUCAUCUCUGUGAUUGCUCUUCCUCUCCCGGGCGGUGAUGUUUUCACUGCUGCCUCCUUGUCUAACUCGCUGAUGCUAGAUUAUUGCUGUAUGAUUACAGCUACCAUACCAUGGUGAUCAUUAUUGCAUUCCGCAUGGCAGUGUUCAGCACUGUACGAGCAGAUCGAGACGCUUUAUCCAAUUUAGAUCUCAUUAAGACUUGAGAGGAAAUAUCCCCCCCCACUUGCAACACUCUUAUCUCAGCUUUUCUUCUUGUUUUUUUGUUGUUUUGGUUUCCAGGACUGCUGCAACUCUUUCUGUUAUUGCAGCGCCGUCUCAUCAUCAUCAUCACCACCAUCAGCAUCAGUUCACGUUCCUCGCUGUCAUCCCCCUUCACAUCAGCCCUUUUUGAAAACGCUGAAGAGUUUGGAUUGGCAGCGAUGCUUUCACUCCACUGUCAUUAUCACAAUAAUGAUUAUGACGGGACUCGAUGGCUGUUGAUAACCUAACACACUCAGCUGAUUGUUAAUACGCCGUAUUUUUUUGUGCCUCUUCCCUCUGUUCUCUGAUUGCCAUUCAUCUUAUUAAAUGGAGCAGUUCAUUAGGCAGAAAACAUUAUGUGUCUGAUUUGCAUCUUCCCAUAUUCAUAUUGCAUACAUUAAAACAACACGCGCGUGACAUUUCAGCUUCACUGGGUAUUUGAAAGUAUGAAUAUAUUCAUUACAAGUCCCCUCCCUCCCUCCAAACACUUGUCCAAAAGAGCCACUAUGAGAAUGAUAAAAAAUGUGAUUCACAGGUGAGGCGAACUUGCCCACGUGUUUGACUUUUUUGCCUUUUGCAUUUUCAAUGUCAGUGUUUGAAUAUUUAAUUCAAAAGACGUGUCGUAGCAGCCGAGAGAAAGAUUGUUCUGCUUGUUGUUUUUAAAUCAAUAUUUCCCGCUUUGCUGAACCCCAUAGAAACAAAGCUUUGUUUUCCCCACGCUGAGUGCAUCUUACAUAUGUUAAGUUUCUGCUCAUAUCAGCGCAUACUGUGGCCUCCAGUUGGCCUAUAUAUCAUUAAAGCGUUGCAAUGCAAUUCAUCCCCCAUGGCACUCCAGUCUGUGUGAUUUAACUUUUAUUUUCUGACUGCUUUAUUAUGCCUGUGAUGUAUCAUCAAUCUGAUUCAUCCUGAACUGACUUUUGCAGAUGCCUCCCUGGCUGUUAGCCCUUUUCUUUACCGUGUGUGUGUGUCUGUUUCUGUGUGUGUGUGUUUUGGAAUGUAUGCAUGCAUGUGCAGUGCGGUGAAGGGCCGAUGCCGGGCUGUAGCCCCAGGCUGCUGAGCUGAGAGGGAGAAGCAGCAGCAGCAGCAGGAGGAUGCAGUGGGUCGCUCUGGCAGUGGCCCUGGGGUGCGUGCGUCUGUCCCGGACGUCGCAAGGCCCCACCCCCACCCCCACCUCCACACACACGCCUCUGGUGGACAACUCUGAGGAAGAAGUGGACGAGCCGUGCUUCGAGCCGUGCACGUGUGAGGUCAAAGAAGGCGUCCUGCACGUGCACUGCGAUGGGCGGGGCUUCACUAAUGGCAGCCAGGUAGGUAUCGUCCCCGCUCAUUUAUCUAUCCGCGCACGUGGGCCUGCACAGCCCUGCACUUUAUUGCCUUUACCUCAUUAACAUAGCAUAUCUCCAAGUCUAAUAUCCUGUCUGUAACGUGGCUCAUGGCUGUUUCUGACUGUUAAACUCAUGUAAUUAAUGAGAUAACUAAUCAGGACGUCUAAUUAAUCACUCAGGUGUCACAUUCAUGGGUCCGCCCUUUCAAACUCAACCUCCAGAGGAACUCUCUGAGGCGUCUCUAUAGCAACGGGUUUCAGCACCUUGGCAACGCAGUGUCGAUAAACCUUGGCAACAAUGCACUCCAGGACAUCCGAGUGGGAGCUUUCAACGGGCUGGCCAAACUGAGACGCCUCUACCUGCACGAGAACAAGCUGGAGGUCUUCAGAAAUGACACCUUCGCGGGCUUAGAGGCUCUUGAAUACCUCCAGGUAGGGAGGCGAAUAUAAUCCUUAUGAUUGAUGGCGUUAUUGACAAGCUCGCAAGACAUUACAAUAGAAAGCAGUGUGACGGAAAUAGCUAGCAGGUGGCAAGAGUGAGAGAAUGUUCCCGUGGACUGUGUGCCUCAUCUCUCCUGCCGCAUUCAGUCUAUUUUUCAAUUGCAGCAAUUAUCUUCAUCACAUUUUCUCCUCUCACCUGCAGGCCGACUACAACGUGAUCAAACGAAUCGACAGCGGUGCGCUGAGGUUCCUCUUCAAGCUCCGGGUUCUCAUCCUCAACGAUAACCUGAUCCCCGUCUUGCCGGCUCAUCUGUUCAGGUUGGCGUCUGAUUAUUUUCUGCAAAAUCUUUUGAAUCAGACCGGGACUGAUCUACAGAAAUAUCAGUGUCAGACACAAUUAGCCAGUCUGUACUUCUCCUUUGAAUUAAUAUUUCUGUGGCUUUCUAUUUCAUGUCAUAAAAGAGAGAUUAAUCAUCAGAUAAAAAGCAGAUUUCUCAGCGAUGGAAUGUGUGAAGCUUCAUUUUUCACUUACUAUCACGUUGUCCUUUCAUCUAACCUAGCUAACUAUCCCCCCCUCCCCUCGCUCCAGAUCUGUUUCUCUGACUCAUCUGGACCUGCGGGGAAACCGUCUGAAGAGCCUGGCAUAUGCUGGGACGCUUGAGUACGUUGGCCGCUCCCUGAUGGAGCUGCAGCUGGAGGAGAAUCCCUGGAACUGCGGCUGUGAGGCGGUGCAGCUGCAGCAGUGGCUCGGGCAGAUCCCUUACACGGCCGUAGUCGGGGACGUCACCUGCGAGUAUCCCUUCCACCUUCACGGGAAGGACCUGAGGGAGAUCCCCCGCAAGGAGCUGUGUGCGGAUCUCCCAGACAAGGACCUACAAGGGGAAGGGGCCGGUGCUUCAGCCGGGCCCAAACAGUUUCCGCCAAACUCUAAACCAAACUCUCACCCGGGCCGAGUCAGGCCGACUAAACCGUCCUCCAUAGUUCAUGGCUCCCGCCAGAACACUCACACGUCCUCCACUUCCUCGUCUUCUUCCUCAGCUGAGCGCAGAGACAGAGACAGGCAUCCAAGGCCGACAAAAAGGCCUAGACCUUCCAGAAUAUCCCCCACACCCCGCAACCAGAAUCCCCCUAUUGCCGGCUAUCAAACCCGACCCCCCAUCCCCAUCAUUUGUCCUAUCGGCUGCACCUGCAACCUGCACAUCACAGACCUUGGCCUGACAGUCAACUGCAAAGAGAACGGCUUCCUCAACGUGUCCCAGCUCACGCCUCGGCCCCUCAACGGCCGUAAGCUGUACCUGAGCGGGAACUUAAUCCAGAGGAUCUACCGCACAGACUUCUGGAAUUUCUCCAGCCUGGACCUGCUUCACCUGGGGAAUAACCGGAUCUCGUACCUCCAGGAGGGGGCCUUCUCCAGCCUGACCAGCCUGAGGAGCCUCUAUCUGAACGGGAACAACCUGGAGAGGCUCAGCCCACACAUGUUCCUGGGCCUGCAGAAUCUGUGGUACUACCACUCAUAUGUUGCUUUCACCGCCGUCAAACAUACCCGUACACACAAACUACAUGUCAGAUAAGCUAAUUAGACAUAAGUCCAUAAGAAGGUGGAAAUUAAUUACAUUUUGAUCACCAUUAUGUUGGGAGUUUGAUAUGAAAUGAAAGUGCCCAUUCUCCUCCAGGAGUGUCAUUUCUUAGUCACGCUGCCUGACGGCAUGCUUCAAUUGAGGUGUGAGCCUGCAAUGAGUGACAACCUGAAAAUUAAUGUGUUUUUGCAUUUGCAUACAGAGGUGUUGAUAAGGCGCCCGAGACGUCUAGAUGAUGCCAGGAAUCUGCUUUUAAGAAAAAAAGAGGGUUAUUAUGAGACGGAGUCAUCUGAAUGAUGCAUAUGUAUCAUUGUCAGAUUAAGCUCACGAAGAUGAUUCCUCGGUAAAUAUUGCAGCCGGCGAAUGUCGGUGAUUGUAUUUAUGCAGGGAGUUAAACAUUGUUGUGUUUGAAGAAGACAACAGGUCAGCUUUGAUCCUUUUGCUGCGCGGUGAACGAGGGAGUUUGACUCUCCAGCUCCUCCGUCUGUAUUUCGAGACAGGGCUCAGAAAAUCUAAAGGCACAUUCAUUUGACUAUUAAUCAAUAAUAAAGAUCCUCUCAGGGCGUUUUAAAACUCUUCCCUUUAACCUCUCGUUAGCCCUUUUUUAGCCACUCUCGCCCAGGGUGAGUAAGUGAUAUAUUUAAACCAGAUCAAUGGCGCCAGAUUGGAUGACUAUCAUGCGAGGAAAUGUUCCCAGUCAUACUUAAUCCUUUCCUAAAUUCAUGCUGAUUUCUAUUAUUGAAAAAAAGAACCUUAAAAAUUCAAAGUGUAUUUAAUUUGACAUGAUGAUCAGGCCUGCUGAGGCAAGUGUAAGUAGUCAUCAAAGCGAAAUUACAAGAUUUCUUAUUAUCCUGAUGAUCAGAUAGUCAGCUUUGAACAGCGGAGGUGCAGAUUAAGUCGGAUUUCUGUUAUGACUUCUUUGCAUUAAUAUUAAUUUAUGUAAUUAUCAUGCUGGGAUUCAGGAGAGUUCAAUUACCCACGGAAUACUAUGAGAUAAAUAAUUUAUAUUGUACUAUAAUCAAGAAUGACUUAUUCGAACAAAGAUAAGACAAAAACAGAUAAACAGGGGACAUUUUUUUCCUCCUGUGAUGUUGGAUUUGGUGUAAUUUCUCCAUCAGAUAUCACUUGAAACCAUUCACUCUCUCUGCAUGCAUAAAGAGACAACCUGACACCGUCCUAUAUUCCCUCAGGUACCUGUAUUUUGAAUACAACGAGAUCCGAGAGGUCGAUCCAGGGACCUUUGACUCCAUGCCGUCCCUCCAGCUGUUGUUCCUCAACGCCAACCUGCUGCGGAGCCUCCCCCUCGGGGUCUUCGCUGGAGUUAAUCUAGCCCGCCUCAAUCUGCGGAACAAUCACCUCCUGCAGCUCCCCUCGGUGGGCGUGCUGGAGCACCUCACUGGACUGGUGCAGGUUGGUGCAAGCCUCUUCUGUUGAAUGAAUAAGCACGGAUUGAAAAAACAAAGGGAUCCUGAUCUGCUAACCCAGCUCCCGUGUAAAUGAGUCAGAUACCUGGCACCAAGCGUUUUUAGUGAAUUUAGGCCAAACAGCAAACAGAGUGACUACUUGAGUGACAGUGGCAGGGUGAAAAAUGGAGAUUAUUGAAUCGGAUCACCCCUGUUGAUUUACUAAACGAAAGUGUGCAUAAUUAUAGAGUGUAUUUGUUUCAAAUGUCAGACUGUGAGAUUAAGAGAACUAAUGGAUUGCCAAGACACAUUACAUUAUCCCAGCUUGAUGAAACAAACAAAACAAGCAGAGAGCUUCAGAUCCAGCCCAUACCCAUUUUUAGAACUUCUGGCAGCCCCCUGAUCUGCUGGCCUCUGGCACAGCUGCAGCUCUCUCUCUGUCAUCUGUUGUUUUGAGAGCUCUGCUGUGGCAUGUGGGACCAUAGUUGCGCCUCAGGUAUUCUAAUUGGAAAAUUGCAAUUGACUGGAUUUGCAUAAGUGGUCUUAAUAAAUCAGGAGCUAAAAUGGAGAAAGCUGAACCCCUCAAGUUUUUGAUCAUUGUUGUAAUUAACACACCUCUUAGUAAAAAGCUUGCGGAAAGCACCGUGUGUGUGUGUGUGUGUGUGCGUGUGUUACACUCGGUGGUUGAGUCAGACCUUACCUUGCACAUUUUACUGCAGCAUUACAGUAUAUGACUGCUCGCCGUACACAAUGCUGGGAUAAGAACCGUAACCGAGGUAUUACAAUUUUUUAUCCUAUCUCCUCUCACUUCAGCAUAUUUAGUGUACCAGGCUUUUCUUAGACACCCCGAGUAGAAUGAGGUAAGGUGGGUGUGGAUUAGCCUGAAUGUCAUUGUAAAUUUCAGUUUGACUUUGCUCCAUGAAAAAAAUUCCUAAUUCGAGGUAGUGUGGGUGAAGCUGGCAGUUCAGAAGCCGCUUCUAAAUAUUUGCUCUGGGGAAGGACGAUUGUGGUUUACGGAGCCAUGUGGAAGUGUAUUAUGUUUUUUGCGCCUCUGAUAUCCAAGAGCAUUAAAGCAUUCACCAAAUGGAAGUACACUGUGAGCCACAUUCACUGAGCGCAGUGGUAUCACCGCCGUAGUUCUCAAAAAUCUGUUCCACGCUAAUUGAAUUCAUUCAUUUACCAGGGUUGUUAUUACUCUGACAAAGCCACGCUAGCACCGCAGAAAAUAAUGUUACAGUGAUAUCACCUGUUGACUCAUCCCUGGCCUGUUUGAAGCCCGGGCAGGGGGAUUUCUGGGCGCAGGCGUGCGAUUUCCGAGCCAGAGUUUGCACACUAAAAUCAAAGGGUAACACAGAUGGAGACGGGGUGAGGCUCACAGCUGCUGCAAAAAGCAGGCCAUUUUGAUAAUCAUAAAGCAGCAGCAUGUAUAGCUUAGAGUCAUUGUCACCAUCAAAAACUGGAUUAAACUGCUACACCCACUUACAUGCACUGAUGUCUUUGGGAGAAAAAAAUUAACUCCCUGAUGUCACUUUUAUUUAAAACAACCAUUAGGGAGACAUUACAGAGCACAUUAAAAUGGCCAUGGUGUCUAUGAUUUCAUUAAACAAGUCAAGCCCAAAUGAGAUUUCUGAUUAAAAGUAACAGUAAAAAAAAAAAAAAAAAAUCAGGUUAUGUGAAUAAGCAUCAUCUGAGCGGAUGCCAAAAAUCUGUACGGUUCAGGAGUACAUAUGUCUUUCUCGGCAAAUGCGAAAAAAAGGAAAAAAACACGUUGUAUAACAGAGCAGCUCUCUCUCAUCACUGCGAGCUGCGAGGAAUAGAAACUUGCCCACAGCCACAUCUCACCCUGCGCGAUGUCAGAUAGAAAAAAAAAACAAAACAAUGUGUACUCCAGAAAAGAUUGACGAAAACAACACAGCAUCCACCAGGGGCAGGCCUGACAUGAAAGAGAUGCAUGUAAUGCCCGACUGGAAUUAUUCAACUUAUUAUCUGUUUUAAUUGAGUCUCUGUCAAAACUUCCUGGAGCUACGUAAACCGCAGCAUCAGUGAAUCAUCAAUGACACUUUUUAAAGGUUAACUAUAUGCACAAACUUAUACUUGAGGGAAUUAUUUGACAUUUUGGUAAAUACACUAAGUCUCUGCUAUAUUAGAUGAGAGAAAUGAUGCCUCUUCUGUAUCUUUCCAUUAAGUUUAAGGAAACUGCCGGCAGCCUAGCUUAACCCUCCUCCUGUGUUAGGGACCGACCCGUUUCUGAUUUUAAAUACUUAAAAGAACCACAUAAAUGAGCUUUUGUGCAUCAAGACUUUUUGACUUUGUCAGGGACCUCUAUUUCAACAAAAUAAAAAUAAAAAAUUAAAUUGACUUUUGCCGGUCUGAUCAAUAUCUAAUAAUUAGAGCAAGAACUAAAAUCAUAAGUGCCCUCUCAGGCACCACACUGACAGUCAGAUCCUUUUCCAAUCCUGUGAGAUAUAGGAAAUUCUCAUUUUCCAUGUUUUUCCUGCACAAAAAACAACGUCGGGCAUGUCCAGACAUGUGAGAUCAAUUCAGUAUAGAUGUCUGUAUGAGGGGUAUACUGACAAAGAAAGACCCAGAGGCCCACUACAAAAAAUAUCAUAAGCAAUAUUUUCAUGGAUAAUGAAGCCUAACAAGGUAACCUAGAGAUGAGAACCAAAUUAGAUGAUAGGUAAUUAUUUUUAGUGUAAUUUAAAGCUAAUUUAACCCUUAGAUUUACAUCCUUUCUUAACGCUCAGUGGCUAAAAACAGCCACUGACAUUGACUGCUGUAAAAACAUAUUGGAUUCAUAUUUUUUCCAGAUUUUUUUUUCAUAUAUCUCUUAAUUAACUUCUGCUCUAUUCAAAACUAGUAAACGUUUCAUUAAGAAUCCAAAUUUUAACCCUUUAAGGACCCAUUUAAAACAUAAAGUCACUAAUAUUGGGAAAGAAAUUGGAGGAAAAUGACAGAUUUUUAUUAGAUUCAUUUUCUACCAUAUCAGUGACAUUAUAUUUUGAAUGGACCCUCAAAGGGUUAAAAAAAUGUUUUUAGAUAAAACAUUUACUAGUUUUGAUCAAAGCAGAAGUUAAUUAAGAGAUAUAUGAAAAAAAAUUGGAAAAAAAUAUUAACCCAAUAUGUUUUUACAGCAGUCAAAGUUAGUGGCUUUUGAACUGGUGAAAAUUUUGAAGUCAUAUUCUCAAAGUGUCCAUCAAUAUAAGCAUCUGCACAAAAAAAUCAUCCCAUUUGCUGCAGUAAAAAAAAAGUUACGUGGAAAUUUGUGGCUAAAUUUUUCCCCUAGUGGCUGAUUUUACACAAGGGUUAAGACACGGGUCAAAACCAAGCCUUAACAUGGAUGGUGCGUAGUAAAAGCUAACACAGGAGGAAGGUUAAAAAGUUGAAGCAGAGAAAAAGCUAAGCUCAUCCCGUUUGAAGCAUUAAGUAUCAUGUUUUUAUUAUUUGCUGGAAAAAGGUUAAAGCGGCGGAAAGUUGGCUGAUCUUGACUCUUGACAGAGUCAUCAGUUUUUGGCGUUGGAGUUGUGUGGCUGUUGUGUUGUUGCUAUUUCAAACUGACCCUGAAAGCCCUCAAAAGAAACCAAAAGUAAACAGCUCUGUCCUGACUUGAUUACGUCUUUGGAGUAAAGGUAUCUAUCUGCUGAACCAUCAACCGCUUUCAGAAAGUCCUUGAAAUGUGAGAGAAACUGACUCAGCCUGUGUGACUCAACAGCUUAGCCCAGUUCGGCCAACAUUUGGCUAAUGAUUUAUGAACUCUUGUAGCUGGUGGCAUGAAUCUUGGAGAACAACGAUAAAUAAUUUCUCCCUCUAACACUCACUGCUUGUUGAAAUGUUAAAAUCUUCUCGCUGUUGUCAGGCUGCCACAGGAGUUAAAGGCUGCAGUUCAAGCGAACGUCAAGGGUUUGGCAUCACGGUUCGUGUCGCUAAAGUGGCGAGAACAGUCGUGCGAUGUGGAUGGAAAUGAACUCGGCGGCGUGGAAAGCUGUGCUUGUGAUAAUUCACGUGUUUAUUCACCGUCCACCAAACAGGACACUUAAGUCCUUCAGCCACUUCUGACAGCAACAGCUCUCUGCUCGCAAAGUUACAAAUAUCACAAAAGGCGGCGUUUAUACAUCUCAUCUUUCCACUGAGAAUGAAAGUAUGACACCACAACACGAGGGUUUAUCAUAAGCGCUAAAGGCCUCAUCAGCUCAUAUUUAGUAACUCCAUUAAAAGGUCACCUGUCAGUACAACUCCCGCUCCCUCACUGUGGCCUUUACUAACAGCUGGCUGGUUUACGUCCUGGCAUGUUUAAGAACAACCCAGCGGAUAUGUUUAUACUCUUAAAAACAAGUUGAAAAAAAAAGAAAUGUUGUAAUGUCAGCCAGCAUUUCACUCAAAACUGCUCAGCGCAGCGAAAACACAACGACCACAGGUGUUUUGGACAUAAACACAUUAGCUGCUGAAAUACAAGCCUUUUAGCAGAUCUGUUUGACCAGUCUUCUGGCAGGCACGCCGGUUUGUUUUCUAUUUCAGGACGGUGAGAUGGACCUUACUUUCAUUUACUGUCUGUCCCAGUAUUUCAGUUAUAGUAAACAAAGCGAGCGUACGACGAAACAAGCCCACGCACGGAAGGAGAUCAAGGGUUCGUUCUUUAAUCUGGAGUAAAACUAAUUGUUUUAAUAAAGAGCAAACAUGCGAUUUUACAUAGCUUUGCUGCAUGGCACCGACACAGAGGAUCCAGAUUUGUAGUACGGCAGCAGUGGAAGAUGGUGUUUGUUUUUCCUCAGAAUUAAAGAUCAAGGGCUUCUCUCUAGACUCACCAUGCCGCACUGAUGUUCAGCAAUCACACAGAGGCAGAGAGAGUCAGUAGAUUUCUCGACUGACAAUAGCCUCAAUGGAGCAGAAACUCUUGCUCUUUGCUCUCUGCUAUUACUACCACUCUCUCUAUCUCUCUCUCUCUCUCUCUCUCUCUCCACCUACAUGAAACACAAACCGCUGGAUAGAACAAGUUCACGCUCCUUCUCGAGGGGUUGUUGAAGACGCUUUGGGAAAUAUGGGAAAUCACUACAAGAGAGGUAGUAGUCGACGAGGUAGGCAUGCGAGGCGUACUACAACCAGUAAAAAGCACUUCUUGGAAAGCGCUCAGAAUUACAGGAUGAUGAAAUUUAACAGCGUCAGUGUAUCCUCGUAUGAACUGCUGUGGCGCUGUUCUCGGGCUUUGUAUGUAUAAUAUCUCAAAUUUACUGUAGCCAAGAAGACAGUUUUCCAAUACACGCACGCCUCAGAAAGAAGAAAAAAUUAAUUUUGCGUACACUGCAGAUUCUUCCUCAAAUGCGCUCUUUUCAUUUUUGCUCUGUGUAUUAUUCAAAAGACAAUGAAACACAUUCAUCAGUAUGGGGGGAGAGGCUUGGCAAGCGGAAGCUCAGGGGGUGCCUCGGCUCGACUGGAGACUACAGCAAAAUCCCUGCACCAGAUCUUCCAAAAAAACCCUGCUUCUAUUGACUGUACUUCUGCAGCAAUUCAGAUGACUGACAGUAUCCCACCAUUUGAGCAAAGUGAUCAAUUAUAAGACACGCGGCUCGCCGAGAACAUCCCCAAUAUCUCCCCUGAUGGGUUUUUUUUAUGGCACCUAAAUAAAUCUUGGACAAUUAUUGCCUGAUCUUUGAUCCCCGUCAUAAUGAUAAAAACCCACAAGAGCAAAUUUACUCAGCUUCUGCGGCCAAAGCACGGCAGUUUCCAUCUCAAAUUGAUUCCAGUGUUUAAGACCAGCAGAGUGAGUUUUUGUGUUUUUCCUGGAAUAACAGUAAAUGUGCUUAAAAAUGUCGUAUUUAAACACGUCUGCCGACACACUGUCUUCUGCGUAUACUGUGAGUUAAUUAUAGAGUGCAGUCUAAAUACUGUGAGUUUACUAAAAGCUUUUCUGUUUUAAAAGAAAAAAAAACAACAUUAUGAUUUCAUGCACUCUUGUUUUCUCUGCUACAAGCACCUGUAGGGGCUAACCGGAGGUCUAUAAUUUGCCUUCGCAGCAGAGCUUUGAUUGACAGGUCGACAGCAAAUCACACACGAGGUGAUCAGGCGUAAGAAUUUUAAACGCUGUCUGACAUGUUGGACAGAUGCUCGCAAAAGAGGAGGGGACGGAUCCCCGGGGAUCGGCGCUGAAGCAAACGAUACCUGAAAUAAAAUGCUUCAGAAAUUUCAACCAGAUGGAAGUUUGUUGAUAUAAAAGUCACGCAACUGCCAAAACAAGGCAAUAAAUGUGUUUAUUAAACGCCUCCUUCUUUAGCGUGCAGUCGUGCUGAAUUACAGCACAGUUGUAGUCAUGCAGUCAUGCUAAAACACAGGGAAGGCGAACCCUGAGCUGAGCUGAAACUGCAGCAGAGAGUUGUUUCUACUCGCUCUCAGAUUGCAAUCAUGCCAUUAUUGCAGCCUCACAAAAGCCCACAGUGGGCUAACUCCAAUAAAGUGAAGGAGCUUCCUGUUGUUCAGAGUGAGGCACUGGGAAGUAGCCGUACCAUGGCUCCCACAACAGCACUGCUGAAUCAUCUGGAAAAGCAUCCAUCUAUAUCUGCAAGCCAGGGAGAUGGCCUAACCAAAUUAGCAUGACAACAUUUGCACAAGGCACUUGGAAGUGUGACAGAGCGAAUAUCAGCUUUCAUUGCCAGUGUCGUUGCUAAAGAUACUGAGGAGAUCAGUUCCACAGACAAUAACGUGAUGUAAGUGAUUCCCUUUCGUGCAUAAUCUGCUUUCGCCGUGUGGCAAAGUGAAUAUGUGAGUUUGUUUUAGGACGGGAAAUCAAACUAGCUGGCAGUAAGAAAAUGGAUUUACGCGCAUACCUAUUGGAUUAUGGCACACGGGAGGGUUGCAUCACCUCCUGUCUAUUGUUCAAAAGCGCUGUGAUACACUCGCACGCCUGUCGCGAAACACCUGCCAGGGAGUUUGGUCGAUAACCACUUAUGCAAACUCUGAGUGGUUUUUAUUGUGAACUGAAAUACUUCCUACAACCCGCUGUAGCGAAUGUGUGAACAGGUUUUAUGGAGAGCCCUUGUGGGUGGUACAAGUUGAGUUGGUCACCGCUCAGAUUGGUCUCUAUAAUCGAGAGCACACGGUGCGUGCCCACUGCUAUUCAGGAAAUGUGCGCUCUCUAAUGUUCCCGCGACCCUGUUGUAACUUUAUUUACAUAUAAUCAGAACUUUAGCAUCACCCGCGUAUUACGAAGUGUGAAGUAAAGACUCUUGCCAAGGUGGAGGGAUGUUUUCUAUUAUGCAAAUGCUAAAAACUCAUUUCAUAUAUUCUGGCUUGUGAAAGGCUCAGACAUCAAAGGAGUGAAAACAUCAUUUUUCUUGAUGUCAUCUUAUUAGUCGGGCUUCUUCUUCAAGACAGGAAACCUCAAUCGAGUUAUGAAUAUAUCUGUGAAAAAUGUCUGCAAAUUUAUCUCCUUUUUGUGUUUCAGUUCCACAAAGUGAUUCAGGAUUUAAAUUUCAUGGCAGACCGGUAAUUAGCCCGCUGAUUCACAAUGACAGUGCGCUGGGGUGUUGUGUGUUUCCGCAGGUGGACUUGCAGCAGAACCCGUGGGAGUGCAACUGUGAAGCGGCUCCACUCAAGCGUUGGCUGGAGGGGCUCAGCGCGGUGGUAGUGGUGGGAGAAGUGGUCUGCCAUUCCCCGGAAAAGACCAAAGGUGUGGACCUGCGCUCCCUCUCCAUGGAGCUGCUUUGCCCCGAGCUGGAGCCGCAGGAGGACCAGGAGCAGGAGGAGCAGCAGACGGCCACCUCCACAGCUGCGGACGGAGGCGUAUCAGUCAGCUACCCAAGCUCAGGCCUGGGCCCGCUGAUCCCUCCGGGGAAGGAUUCAAUCCCUCUGUCGGUGCUGGUGCUCAGCCUGCUGGUGUUGUUUGUGUCGGCCUUCUUUGCAGCGGCAGCGCUAAUCGCCUACGCCCUGAGGAGGAGGGACAAGCUGCCAUUCCGCCGCCAGGGAGAGGUCGACUUGGCGGGAAUCCAGAUGGAGUGCGGAAUCUUCACAGAGCAGACGCACCAUCACCACCACCACCACAGCCAUCACGGCCUCCCGGAGACGCCGCCCUUACCUGCGCCGGAGCACAACCACGUGUAUGACACCAUUCUGCCCCCGGAGGCUGCGCUCAAAGGUCAGAGCCCGACCGCAGCCCCGCACAUGUGUAGCAACCCCAUUUAUAAGGAGGAGCAGGAUGCGGCGGUGAAGCAGCGGCCGCAGACGUUCGCAGCUUCCAAAGAGAGUGGGGAGGGAGGUUACAGCUCUGCAGCAGACAAAGAGAGAGAGUGGACUCUGGAGGUGUCAUCGUCCCCAAUCAACACCAUCACCGGAGCGAUGGGACCGCUCGCCGGCCUCCAUGGUAACGGCAUCCUCUGCCCCACUGUCAUCGACAGCCAAGGCCCAACGCCUAAAGUAGAACUGGUGGACUGCCUCUUCAGACUCCCCACCCCUGAAUUUAGAGACCUGCCAGACAGGUAUGCCAGGCCUCCACCCUGCUACCCCCACCCCCCAGAUUCCAAACAGGAAACCAGACCCGACCAAACGCUCGUGGUCACCACCGCCAGCUCCACGGCAGGCGGUGGCAGCAGUAGCCAGAGCGAGCAGGGAGCAGGAGAGCAGAGACUGAGGACCACUCCGGACUACAUGGAGGUGCUGGAUCGCUCUUACCAGUUUUAACACUCCUCCUUCACCUUAUCCUCUUCUUCCUGCUCCUCCUCCUCUCUCUCGUCUCAUCAUCUCCCUCUCUGGCGAUGAAUCAUCCGGUAACAAUGACUCCUGUACAGAGGCUGGCGUGGCUUUAAGAGGAGCCUGUGGGGGAGUGGGACUUCGCUACACACCAUGUUUAUUCCUGGAUAACGAGCUGAGGUCAGUUUUUUUGUAUUUUCCCCACAACAGGUCGGUGUUCUGCAAGGAUUAGCUGAUCCCAGAGAUCCGCCUUGGGGCGAAACUUCAGCUGCAGCUACUACAGAAAUUUUCCCUCCAUUACGCCUCACAGUCAUAAAAAAAAGUACUGAGGCUAAUUUUUUUUUCCACUUAGCUCCACAUUGAACAGGAGACAUCGUGGUAACGGCUGAGGUGGGCGGUAAUGUCCACGUUAUCGCUCUCGAAGGACCUGCGCGGAGGUGAAACGCACCAGCCCCCUUUGCAACAUCCAACGCCGAUCCGUAAAUCGUGGCAGGUGUGCGGACACGUCAGCUGGAGACGCGACUGAGACAAAGCGAGAGGGGGGAGAAGUGACUGAAAACAGCCAAGUGCCUUAGCAAUGAACAGCCAGCAGCGUGGUCAAUGCUUAUUUUUCUAUGAAUACAGAUCUAUUUAUCUAAACAAAGAGGUUUGACUACCACCGGAUAGGACGCUGAUGGACGACAGAGACUGAAAGCAAUCAAAGCCGCCGGAUAAUUGCAUUCCCUGGAUGAGCCAAAAAUAAUAAUAUACACAGUCAAUAUUGGAGUUGUUUGUAUGCAGUUCAGUUCAUUUUCAUCUCAUCCAGUUCACUUAAUUUUGCUUAUCCAGUUGAAUUUUUUACAGGGCUAGAUGAAAGGACUUCUCCAGGAGCGAUGGUUGGAUCGCAGAGGAAAUGAUACGCACCUGUUUUUUAUUAACGCCGGACUUAACGAAGGAAGGCCGACUUACAGACGGACAUUGUGGCGAUGGAUGCAUUUUGGAUUUUAUUAAUCAGUCAGACUUAAUGGAGCUGGGAGGACCUCUGCUCCGUAUUUUUUCUUUUCUGGGACUAAGGCACUGCGAUUAUUGUAUUGAUUUUUUUAGUAUUUCUCUCAAAGGAAAAUCUGAAUGGCAGACAAAAAAGAAAUGGACUAAAAAAAAAAAUAGGCUUUUUUUGUCAAGAAAAAAAAAAGACUGACACUUCUAUCAACUAUCGAUUAUUAUCUUUUGCGGAGGUACCUUUUUAUGCUUUCAUCUCCUACCAAUAGUAGAGGCAGUUGUGAAUAUAUUUAUUCUUAGUUUUUGCGUGUUGAAGCUCUCCUGUAAGGGAUCAUGUUAUAUUAAUGUAUAGGAUGAUUCUGCAUCUGGUUCAGCCUUCUUACCGCCGACCCACGAAAUACAAUAAAGGGUGCUACGUAAAAAAAAUAAUAACACU
Molecule: messenger RNA, 17098 nt
Organism: Xyrichtys novacula (pearly razorfish)
Lineage: Eukaryota; Metazoa; Chordata; Actinopteri; Labriformes; Labridae
Source: the annotation of a GenBank genome assembly